Messenger RNA from Strongylus vulgaris, 246 nucleotides. The record is from the annotation of a GenBank genome assembly. NCBI's taxonomy places the organism in Eukaryota, Metazoa, Nematoda, Chromadorea, Rhabditida, Strongylidae.
AUGCUGCUUGUGGGAGUACCUGUUGAGCAAGUAAACUUCCCUUUUAUUAGCGAAUCUCACGAGGAGAUUGCAAAACGUGGAGGUUUGAGCAGACGCAUGUUCGUUCCUGUUCCAAAUAUCAUUCACAAGGAAUGUCGCGAAAGUCGAUUCCGGCUGUAUCAGUUCACCGUCGACGAUCCCAAGCAUGGAAAAAUCAGCAAGACGUUGGACCGCCUUGAUGCGAUUGAGUGUGCUGUGUUCUAUUAG